Molecule: messenger RNA, 3477 nt
Organism: Darwinula stevensoni
Lineage: Eukaryota; Metazoa; Arthropoda; Ostracoda; Podocopida; Darwinulidae
Source: the annotation of a GenBank genome assembly
AUGAAAAGCCCAGUAGAUGUGAUGCUGAUUCCUCAUCGUGGUUUCAAGACGGAAAGAAGGAGCAAAGGAGAUCCUGGUGCCUAUACCGAGAAGGAACAUGCUCCAACGUUUACUAGUCGUCUACGACUCAGCAAUGUUGGUGGUUCAAAGACAAAAGAAGCUGAUGUUUCUCGUACGCUGCUUGAUGCUGAGAAGAAUCCGCGACUGAAAAGCUUGCUGCAUGUGGAAAAUUUGUCAACUGACGAGCAGCAUCGUUUGAAGAUAGCCUUUGCUGAGGGGUACUUGGCUGCUGAGCCAGGAAAAACACAGAGCCGUUCAUAUAGGAUCUUGAAGGCUGUUCAGAAUGUCUUGGCAAUUAUUGUGUUUUUAGCCAUCCUCUUCUCUGUUAUGGGUGAGUGGUGCCAGACCUUAGUCUGGCACUACCUACCACUUAGUCAAAUCAAUAACAUCAGUCAGCUUCUUAAUGACCUUCAUCGCCCCCCUGUAGGAACCAUGAGUGGAGGCAUUCUUCGCUAUCAGGUUGAUGAGGCCAAACAGGAGUUGAAGGAUGUAGUGGAAUUCCUUAGGAAUCCUGAAAAAUUUGCUACUCUUGGUGGGAAGCUUCCUAAAGGUGUGCUGCUGGUGGGUCCUCCAGGGACAGGAAAGACCCUUCUAGCAAGGGCAGUUGCAGGAGAGGCAGGAGUCCCUUUCUUUCAUGCAGCUGGCCCAGAGUUUGAUGAGAUCCUGGUGGGGCAGGGUGCACGUCGAGUUCGAGACUUAUUUCGUGCUGCAAAGGCGAGAUCUCCAUGUGUUGUCUUUAUUGAUGAAAUCGACUCGGUUGGUGCCAAGCGUACGAACUCCAUCUUACAUCCUUAUGCUAAUCAGACCAUCAAUCAACUUCUGUCUGAAAUGGAUGGAUUCCACCAGAAUGAGGGUGUGAUUGUGUUGGGAGCAACAAAUCGCAGAGAAGAUCUUGACAGGGCCUUAUUGAGGCCAGGACGAUUUGAUGUUGAAGUUCAGGUGCAGGUACCAGACUUCACUGGUCGCAAGGAUAUUCUGGAGUAUUACCUGGGGAAGGUGAAAUAUGGACCAGACGUUGACAUUGAUAAGUUGGCUCGUGGGACCACAGGUUUCACUGGUGCAGACAUUGAGAACCUUGUCAAUCAGGCUGCCCUUCAUGCUGCCAUGGAAGCUGCUGUUCAUGUCAUGCAAAAACAUCUGGAAUUUGCCCGGGAUAAAGUCCUGAUGGGACCAGAACGAAGGAGCCGAAUCCCAGAUGAAGAGGCAAAUCUUGUCACAGCUUACCAUGAAGGUGGUCAUGCACUUGUUGCAUUUUUUACAAAGGAUGCUCAGCGUAUUCAUAAGGUCACCAUAAUUCCCCGGGGACCCUCCCUUGGCCAUACAUCAUACAUCCCAGAGAAGGAGAGAUACCAUGUGACACAAAGUCAGCUUGUGGCCAUGAUGGACACUUUAAUGGGUGGCCGUGCAGCAGAAGAGCUCAUUUUUGGAUAUGACAAGAUCACAUCAGGAGCAUCCUCUGACUUGAAGCAGGCAACUGCCAUUGCUUCUCAUAUGGUAAAAGAACUUGGAAUGUCAGAAAAAGCUGGGUUGCGCACCUAUGAUGAACCAAAAAAUGCCAUCAUUGUCACAUCUGAAAUGAGUAGUUCCUCAGCUGAAGUAGUUGACUCCGAGAUCAAACGCAUCCUUCAGGAAUCAUAUGACAGAGCCAAGGCAAUUCUGAAACAGCAUUCCAAAGAGCACAAGCUGUUGGCUGAAGCCCUCCUCAAGUAUGAGACAUUGGACAUAGAAGAUGUGAAAGUGAUCAUGCAGGGUCGAAUGCCUGUACUCCUCAAUUUUCUUAUCAUCAAUGCCAUCCACAGCAACACUUCUCCACAGCUUCUGAAAUUCCUCAUCAACCGCAAAGUCAGCAGAGCGGAAGAGGAAAGUCAUCAGCAGUCUCCUAGAGAUCCUGAUGAUGUGGAGAUGAAGUCUGCCAGUGAGAAAGCUGAUAGCUCAGAUGAUGGAGGGAGUGAGAAGGGCAAGGAGUCAGAUUCAGGAGAAGAGAGUUCAGGUGAGGAAGGGAGCAAGAAGGGUAGUGACACUGAAGUCAAAUCUGUCAGCGAGAAGGGAACAUCAUCAGGAGAUGAAAGAGAUUCUCCAAGACCUGCAGAUAGUUCCUCAGAGGAAGAAAAGGGAUCAGACCAGGAGAAAAGUCCCAAAAAAACUCAGUCUGGGAGUGAGGAUGAAGAUGAGAGAAGUCCAAAGGGCACUCCAGAUAAAUCCCCAAAGGCCAGACAUGAUGACCGCAAAUGGCAGGUGAUGGACAAGAAAGAUUCAUCAGAUGAAGAGUUCACUCAGAAGAUAAAAAUGUCUUACAUAAGCUCUGAAGAUGAAAAGAGUGAACAAGAAGCAAAAGAUGAAGAACCUAGUAAGAAAGAAGAAACUGGCUCAGACAAGGACGAUAAAGAAAAAGAUGGAGAGAUGGAGGAAGCUCUUUUUGGUGAUGCAAAAGAUAUCAGUUCUGAAGAAGAGAAAGAGGAAGAUGCCAAAGGGGAAGCUCAGGGAGAGGAAGCUGAACAGGAAGAGGAGGAGGAGACCACUGAAGCUCGCAUCAAUGUUGAGAUUCCAAAAAUCUCCACAGAUCUAGGGCGAGAACUUUUUUUUGUCCGUCUACCCAAUUUCUUGUCAGUAGAACCAAGGACAUAUGAUCAUGAGACAUAUGAAGAUGAGAUUGAUGAUGAAGAAACCUUGGAUGAAGAGGGAAGGGCACGGCUGAAACUGAAGGUGGAGAACACAAUACGGUGGCGUUUGGAAUUUGACAAGGAGGGCAAUGCCAUCAAGGAAAGUAAUGCACGUCUUGUGCGUUGGUCAGAUGGUUCCCUGUCUCUUCACCUUGGCAGUGAAAUAUUUGAUGUCUACAAGCAACCCCUCCAGGGUGACCACAAUCACCUGUAUGUGAGACAAGGCACUGGUCUUCAGGGUCAGGCUGUGUUCAAAGAGAAAUUAUCAAUGAGGCCACAUUCCACUGAAUCUUUCACCCAUCGGAAGAUGACUCGUUCCCUUGCUGAUCGCUCAGCCAAGACCCAGAGGGUUAAAGUUCUCAGUCAGGUUGGCUCCAACCCUGAAGCCAACCGAGAGGAUCUCAUUAAGAAGGCAGAAUGCCAAUCUACUCUUCAGAGGAAGACGAAAGUGACAUUGAGGAAGGCAAAAGGCCUCUACGUAAACAUCGAGUGCGGGAAAGCGAGAGCUCUGAGGAGGAAGAAGGCGGAAAGACUGAAGAACAGAAAUCGCCCUCCAAUAAAAGUGGUUCUGGAAGUGGCAGUGGAUCUGGAUCAAGGAGUGGAAGCACUAGUGGGAGUGGCAGUGACAGUCACAGUGACAGUGACUGAAACUGGAAUAUCCCAGCUGCACGCAAAUCUAUUCACUCAACUGUCGAACAUCACGUUGGCUACAGUGAAUCUGGAUGUUAGAAUCAGGGCUGUCACGAUGAUACGGUGA